AUAAUAUAAAUACACACACACGAUGGCAUCAAAUUAGUGGACAGAGAAUGAUCCGUUAAAUUUUUAAAAAAAGCCUAAGAAUGCAAAAGAAAAAAAAAGAAUCGCAGAUAAACCACCACCUCCUCAUUAAAGCAAAAGGACAAAAAGAGAAAGGUUCUCUCUAUUGUCAUUUGAAGAAGAGGAAGAGGAAGAAGAAGAAGAAAGCUACUUCACUCCUUCCUUCCUUCCUUCCUUUAUCCGUCACCGAACCCUACAUUCUUGUUCGUUCGACAGAAACCUCCGAGCUAAUCCUUUCAUGAUCUCCAUAUAAGUUUCCUCCCUUCCCGGGCACGUACCCCGGAAUGUCGGCAUCCGACCAGAGUCGUUCUGAACUGCUUAUGGAUGUGGAGCUGGUCCGUUAAGAAUCUUUGAUGCCGUGUCUGUGCUUUCAUGGGGAAGAAGACUACUGACGAGGAGCAGAACCAGCCGGCUGAGAAUAAUGACCGGAGUAGCAGAUGCUCCGGUUGCUGCUGUUGUGGAUGGAUCUCGAGAUUCGUUAAUCUCAGAUGCGUUUUGGUUCUUGCGCUUUCUGCCGCGGUGUUUCUCUCUGCGUUGUUCUGGUUGCCUCCUUUCCUCGGAUUAACAGAUCGGCAGGAUCUGGAUCUCGACCCAAGGUUCAAAGAUCACAAGAUAGUGGCGAGUUUCUACGUUGAGAAAUCAGUUUCAUUCCUGGAGGAGAAUAUGUUACAGCUUGAGAAGGAUAUCUUCGAUGAAAUAGGCUUCCCGACCACCAAAGUCGUUGUUCUAUGUCUCGAACGUUCAGGCAACUCGAACAGAAUAAGUGUUGUGUUUGGAGUUGAUCCAGAGGAGAAGAAUUCAAAGAUAUCUCCCGAAAUCCAGAGUUUGAUAAGAGCGGCUUUCAAAACUUUGGUAAUAAAGCAGGUGUCUUUACGCUUGACCGAAUCCUUGUUCGGCCAUCCCUUCUUGUUCGAGGUGCUGAAAUUCCCGAAAGGAAUCACUGUGAUCCCUCCUCAGCCAAUAUUUCCCCUGCAGAAAGUGCAGAUCCUUUUCAACUUCACCUUAAACUUCUCGAUAUACCAAAUCCAAUCAAAUUUCUUGGAACUCACUAGUCAGCUCAAGAAGGGAAUAAAUCUGGCACCAUAUGAGAAUCUUUACAUAACUUUGUCAAACUCCAGGGGGUCGACGGUUGCUCCUCCCACAACUGUUCAGUCUUCCGUUCUGCUGACUUUCGGAAAUACCCCUUCGAGACUGAAGCAGCUCGCUCAAACUAUAUCUGGCUCGAAUUCCAAAAACCUCGGCCUCAACCAUGCUGUCUUUGGUAAGGUAAAACAAGUUAGUCUUUCUUCCAUCUUGCAACAUUCCCUCGAUGGCGGAAAAGGCAUUCCUGUAUCAUGGUCUCCAACCCCCGCUCCUCAACCUGACCACCAUAGCCACCACCAGAGCAGCUACUUAUCUCCUCAACGUACUCCUGCAUAUAAGGGCUUUGCACCUGCACCUGCACCCACCAAACGUUCUCAUAUGCCUCGGAAGAGUGGCAAUGCCAAUGCGCCUUGCCAUUUCCAGUACAUGAGGCCAAACAGAAACAUUGGCUCGACCCAUUCGACUGCAUCCCGAACAAGUUCAGCACCGCCAACAAUCUCUCCUCGCCAUUCGGCCCCUUAGAAAUCCGGCAUAUCCACCAGCAGGAUUCAAGAACUGACCUCAAAAACUCAGGGAACCCCAUGAAACACCGAAGACUCACCACCACCUUCACAACACUGUGAGUGCUCCUUCUGAUCUCAUCCGUUAACGAUCCAAAAACUCCAAUCUUUCAAUCUGAAAAAAAUGGCGGUGUCAUGACUAAAGCUGACAUGGGCCGACAGGGAAAUGGGCAAACCGUGAUCCUUGUAAUAACAGUUGUAAAAUGUGUCUGUAACUCACACAAACGCAGGAGAAGCUGCUUAACGUUCAAGCUGUAAAGACAAAGCAGCAGUUCUUAAGCACUUCUUCCUCGCGUGAAUUCCAAAGUAACUGUAUAAAUCAACAGACGAGUAUAUGUAAAUCUACAAUAUUACAUAAGGAAAAAAAAAGAUUUUUUCUUUUUU
Messenger RNA from Tarenaya hassleriana, 2084 nucleotides. RefSeq lists its product as uncharacterized. Bases 430 to 1662 code for a protein of 410 amino acids. The transcript is spliced from 4 exons. The record is from RefSeq and is a predicted model, not a curated record. NCBI's taxonomy places the organism in Eukaryota, Viridiplantae, Streptophyta, Magnoliopsida, Brassicales, Cleomaceae.